Stegastes partitus (bicolor damselfish) is the source of this 1368-nucleotide messenger RNA. It is a transcript of the gene anxa2a, whose product is annotated as annexin A2a. Gene Ontology annotation, cellular component: nucleus; plasma membrane; vesicle membrane. Bases 113 to 1120 code for a protein of 335 amino acids. The record is from RefSeq and is a predicted model, not a curated record. Gene Ontology annotation, molecular function: calcium ion binding; phosphatidylserine binding; phospholipase inhibitor activity. NCBI's taxonomy places the organism in Eukaryota, Metazoa, Chordata, Actinopteri, Pomacentridae. The transcript has 13 exons.
GGGGAGGCCUUUCUCUAUGUCACAUAAGUUCGGCCUCCACACCCAUUUCACUUAGACAUCACCGGCACAAAUCUCUGCAUCAUCUCAACUUUUACAACUGAGGACGGUCAAAAUGAUAUCGGAGUUUCUCGGACAACUUACCAUCAACAUCGGGGGCCAUGAAGAAAAGUUCCCCACAGUGGUACCUGCUGCAGACUUCGACCCCGACAGAGAUGCUGCAAGAAUAGAGACGGCUAUCAAAACCAAAGGAGUGGAUGAGCAGACCAUCAUUGAUGUCUUAACAAAGCGUCCCUAUUACCAAAGGAGAGACAUUGCCUUUGCAUAUGAAAAGAGGGCAAAGAAGGACAUGAUCACAGCCCUUAAGGGAGCGCUGUCCGGCUCGCUGGAAACUGUGAUCCUCGGACUGAUGAAGAGUGCGACCCAGUUUGAUGCCUCAGAGAUCAGAGGAUCUAUCAAGGGUUUGGGAACAGAUGAAGAAACUCUGAUUGAGAUUUUGUGCUCACGCAGCAACGACGAGCUGGUGGAAAUCAAGAAGGUCUACAAGGAGCUGUUCAAGAAGGAGCUGGAGAAAGAUGUGGCUGGUGAUACGUCUGGGAACUUUGCCAAGCUGCUCCUGGCUCUUGUGCAGACCAAGAGAGCAGAACCAUCUGCAGUUGUAGACUAUGAAAAGAUUGACCAAGAUGCCAGAGCUCUCUAUGAUGCUGGAGUAAAGAUAAAAGGAACCGAUGUACCAACCUGGAUCUCCAUUAUGUCCGAGAGAAGCGUCCCCCACCUGCAAAAAGUGUUUCAGAGGUACAAGAGUUACAGCCCCUACGACAUGCAGGAGAGUGUCGUGAAGGAGGUGAAAGGAGAUUUGCAGAGGUCCUUCCUGGUGCUAGUUCAGUGCUUUGAAAACAAACAGCUGUUCUUCGCCAAAAGACUGAAUGAAGCCAUGAAGAGUAAAGGAGCCAAGGAGAAGAUAGUGACCAGAAUUAUUGUGUCGCGCUGUGAGGUGGACCUGAAGAAGAUCUGCUCUGAAUACAAGGCCAACUUUGGACAGUCUCUGCAACAGACUAUCGCGGAACAUACCAAGGGGGACUAUCAGAAAGUGCUGCUUGGCCUCUGUGGAGCAGAGGAGUAAAAAAAAAAAGUAUCCUCAGUGUCGAAUAGGUGUCACUUUCCACCACUGGAAAUCUGUUACUGGAAACUUGUGAUUACAAUCCCUGGAACAAUAUCUGCCGCGAAAUCCCGUCGUACUUUUUCUGAACAUAUGAUUGAGUGCAACAUUCAAAGAAGUUCUUUUUACUACUUAAAAAUCUGAAUGACAGUGUAUGUUUGUUAUACUAAAGCAAUAAUAAAGUUGCUUCAUUGGAGCACUUUUUGUUACUU